Molecule: messenger RNA, 1401 nt
Organism: Cladocopium goreaui
Lineage: Eukaryota; Dinophyceae; Suessiales; Symbiodiniaceae
Source: the annotation of a GenBank genome assembly
AUGGCGGCGGAACGCAUUUGGCUUGAAGUGAGAUCUCAGGACCAUUCACGUCUGGAGACCAAGCCAUGGACGAGCUGGAACUUGCCCAAGCUGAGGCUGAGUUUGUCCACGCUGGGCUUGCACAACACAGGGCCGACAGGAAAAGAGGUUCAUCCCUCUGUUCAAGCGGCGCCACAUGGCCACACGCCUCUUGGGUUUCAAACCCAAAGCAUUUCAAGCAAAGGGCCCAAAAGCAAAGACUGCAAAAACCACACCCACAAAAAAAACAGAAGAGCAGUGGCCAAGUACAAGGCUGGCCAGAAGGCCACCGGGCGACCCACCAGGCCAGGAAAGGGCGAGUUGAAGGCAAGGCAGUUCAAUCCGAGGGGAAAUGCUCCGAUGAUUGUCACUGGCUCAGAUUGCUCAGGUCUGGACACUGCUACUGCUGCUUUGAAAAUGGCAGGCCUCGAGCCCUGCACGGUGUCCUUGUCUGAGAAAGAUGCCCACGCCAGAAAAGUGUUGGAGAGCAAUUAUGCUACUGGUGGAGCUUAUGCAGUCGAGGGCAUUGGCCCACCCUGCCAGCCAUUCAGCAUGGCUGGUUUGCAGAAUGGCUUGCACGAUAAACGUGCUCAUGUGCUGCUGCGUGUUCUGCAGACGAUUAAGACCAUUCAGCCCCUGACAUUUGCCUUGGAGAAUGUCAAACCAUUAGCGCGGCACAAGAUGUUCAAGCUCCUCUUUGAUUUCAUUUUGGCUUUCCUACGUUCCAUCGAAGAUGCAAAUGGCGAGAAAGUGUACCAAGUGGAAUGCAAGGUUCUUGACACAAGCGUUGUAGGUGGCUUGCCCCAAGCGAGCGUGUCCAGUUUUCUGGACUGCACAGAUGUCUCUGACUUACACCACGGCGUGACCACGGAGAAAGGCAAAGCAAGGGUCCAGCAGCACCUGGUGUCAGUCGCCAAAAUGAUCCAGGAUUCCAUUCUGAAGUGUUCUGCCACGAAGGCGUCGCAGGCUGCUGUGUGGUGCGCCGAUGUGGGGUGCAGCUUGAAGCGCGGCGCGACAGCCCUGCCUGAAAAGUCACCGACGUUGACGCACAGUCGGUGCAAGUCUGGAGGUCACAUGUUGCUACCCAUGCAGCGGCACAUGACUUUGAAUGAAAUUGAAGAACUUCAGGGGUUUCCAGGAGGACAUUUACGCAUCCCUGCCGGAGUCAGCAAGAAGAAGUAUGCAGGCAUGCUUGGCAACGCUUUCACUGUCAGUGUGAUCGGCAGGGUUGCGUUGAAUUUGCUGAAAAUGGUCGGCAAGGUGCCCCCCGAACAUUUUGACCCAUGGGCAAUGCCGAGCAUGAAGCAUGACUUUGUCGACUACAGCCGCUUCAGUGGAAUGAAGUGCCGCUGCGUGAGGAGAGAUGGUCACACAGACUCAUAG